This is a messenger RNA of Colletotrichum navitas, 1146 nucleotides long. RefSeq lists its product as uncharacterized. The coding region runs from base 1 to 1146 and encodes 381 amino acids. The transcript is spliced from 6 exons. Lineage: Eukaryota; Fungi; Ascomycota; Sordariomycetes; Glomerellales; Glomerellaceae. The record is from RefSeq and is a predicted model, not a curated record. Gene Ontology annotation, molecular function: transferase activity.
AUGCGGUGUCACGUCCUCGCGACACCUUUUGGCUUCCACACCUUGCAGGUCCACCCGAUUCUUGUUCCCUUCUUCAAACUCUUAUCAAAGGUUCGGGUUCGCGACCCUGUUGUUCCUGUUAUCUUCCUGACCCUCAGCAGGGUUCUUCGCAAGUCAUUAAAAUUCGGCGAUGGCUACUUAGUCCGUCACUGCAGGAAUAUUGUCAAUAUUCAGGAAGCUUUGAACAUUACAAAGAGCGAGGGUCUCGUCAACAACAACAGCAUCGAUGUCGAGAUCGUUCCAGCUCUGGUAAUCUGCCGCAUGGCCAAGGACAUCGUCGGAACACAUAUGCAGACUUUUGUUUCUAUGCACAAGGGAAUGUAUACUUGGCAACUGCUGGUGGAAGCCAUGGCCGGCAUGUACAUGGCUGGCGUCAACAUCAGAUGGGACAAGUAUCACGAAGACUUCCCUGAGUGUUACGAGGUGUUGCAGCUGCCAGCCUGCGGAUGGACGAUGAAGGAGUAUUGGCUGCAGUUCCCUCACUCUUCUAUUUACAGAGUGGUAAAGGAUACUCUGAGGGGAAGUGCUGAUGGGCAGACGUCCAUUCUAUGGCCUAGGGACACAGAGUCUAUGGUGUUCCGCUGUGCACUCCGUCUGUUUAUGCCGAUAUCUCUCUCAUGGUCGGCAACUACGUCACUCACCGAGAUCGCAGAGAUGCAUAUUCAGAGCGCCUUGGUUGCGAACGACGUUGGCAAGGAGCAGAUCCUCUGCACUGAUGCCAAGUUUGACAAGCAGAGCAACACCGUGUUUUGCACCUUCUCCAGCGUGGAUCUUGCUGACUUUGAUCCCAAGUACUGUGGUCUCUCUGCGGCCACUCUUAACAACGACACUUUUGAAGCGGCAGGCAUAGUUUCUUUCAAGGGAAUUCCUCAUAACAACACUUGGUUUUCUAACCCAGUGUACAUUGAUGCGAUCUCGCAGAUCGGGGCUUUUGUUAUGAACGCCAAUGACGGUGUCGAUCUUGAGAAUGAGAUCUUCGUCAAUCACGGGUGGGAGUCCAUGAAGCUCCUCACUCCUAAGCUGGACCUGAACAUGACUUAUCACUCGUAUGUUAAGAUGACCGAGGGCGAGAGUAGAUUGUGGAUUAGAGACGUCGUUGCCACCUAG